GCAUGAUCAUCAGGCACCUCCUGCUCGUCGUAUUCAACGUGAACGCAAACCACCUGGAUGGCACUCAAAUUGUGAAGUGAAUGUCAAUUGUGUGCAAAUAGCAACCCCCGUCACCUCUUCUACUUCUGCGGCUACCUCAGCACCGAGGUUUUCUUGCAGCCAUCAGUCUUACUCGGGAGCCUCUAAAUUACCGUGAGGCAGUCCAAGAUCCUAAAUGACGCGAGGCAAUAUUGUAGAGAGAGAUCACUGCGCUUGAGAACAAUGGAACGUGGGCAGUACAACCGUUACCACCCGAAAAGAAGCCCACUUUGUAAAUGGGCAUACAAAAUUAAAUAUAAAAGUGAUGGGUCUAUUGAGCGCUAUAAAGCGCGUCUUGUUGUUUGUGAUAGGCCGGUACAUGGAGUGGACUAUGACGAAACUUUUGCUUCGGUGGUCAAAAUGGUGACGGUUCACACCAUUCUGGCCUUUGCCGUUGUUCGUGAUUGGGAAAUACAUCAGAUGGAUGUCGAUAAUGCCUUCCUGCAUGGAGAUUUGCGUGAAGAAGUUUAUAUGCAUUUCCCGCCCGGUUAUUCCUCUUCCCGUCCGGAUCAUGUUUGUAAGUUGCUCAAGUCUCUUUAUGGGCUACGACAGGCACCACGUUGUUGGUUUUCUAAGCUUACUAGUGCUUUUAAAUCAUAUGGGGUGUGUCAUCGGAUAUUUUGUUCUUCUUGGCAACUCUCCUAUCUCAUGGCGUACUAAGAAACAUAUGUAACUGUGUCUCGCUCUUCUGUUG
Molecule: messenger RNA, 772 nt
Organism: Cuscuta europaea
Lineage: Eukaryota; Viridiplantae; Streptophyta; Magnoliopsida; Solanales; Convolvulaceae
Source: the annotation of a GenBank genome assembly